UUUUUAAUCAUAAACUAAAAUAGGCAGCUUUAAAAUCAAUGGCAAAGACAGAAUAUACCAAAAUAGGAUUAAAACUAAAACUAAAAACACGAUUUAAACAUUACAUUGGAGGAGAAAAAAAAAAAGUAAAUCAAAGAAAACAAUUGAAAACGGCGGCAGCGGAGUCCACAUUCCGACGAACACUACCGCCAUCAGAUCGUCGGAUUUUCAACAUUUAAGAACAAAUCCGGACCAUUUCAUCCACCAAAUCUAUGGAAGCGUUAGGUUCUUACCCGAUCAGUUUCGGUUCCGGUAGGGUUCCGACCACGAGCGACGGCGAUGAGUCGAAGAGGCGUCCGAAUAGGAGGAGAGCGUUCCAGGCCGCGGGCGAUUGGCUGAGGCGGAGAUCCACGGCGGCGAAGAUCGGUCUUGCGGUGGCGGCGGCGGUGGCUGCGAUGUUUGUUUUGAAGCACACUGUUACGAAUCAUAAUUACUUGUUCAUCGCGAGUGAAACCAUUCACGCGGCUGGUCUUCUCAUCCUCGCUUAUAAACUCACCACUCAUAAAACCUGCUCCGGUCUGUCUUCAAAAAGUCAAGAACUCACGGCUUUAUUCUUAUCGGUACGAUUGAUUUUCGGGUCAAUUAUGGAGGUUGAUGUAUACACAUUUUUGGACUCCAUUAAUUUCAUCACCACGAUUUGGGUCAUCUAUAUGAUCCGCUUCAAGUUGAAAAAUACAUAUAACAAAACCCUUGAUAACUUCCGUUUGUAUUAUGUGGUCGUACCGUCGAUGGCGCUUUCGUUAUUUAUCUUUCCCCAUGUCCACUAUAAUGCCGUGGUUCGUGUGUUGUGGGCAUUUGGCGUGUAUGUUGAAUCGUUUUCAAUGUUGCCUCAGCUUCUAAUGAUGCAAAACGCUAAGAUGAUCGAGCCUUUCACCGCACAUUAUGUGUUUGCUAUGGGGAUUUCCAGAUUCUUAGCUUUUGCUUAUUGGGUCAUUCAGGUUUACGAGACUCGUGGGCGCUAUUUGCUAUUGGUUGGCCACGGUUAUUUUUGGUUUAUGGCUGCUUUCAUCGCUGAAAUGAUUCAAUCGUUUAUCUUAUCUGACUUUUGCUAUUACUAUGCCAAAAGUGUGAUGCAAGGAAAGUUGAGGAUGCCGGUUUAGAGUAUAUUUUUUCUCAAAAAAAAAUUAAUAAACAAUAUGCGUUGUUAUGAAUGUUUCUAUGCAUUUUAAUUUUACCUUUGGAUGGAUAGCUGGUUCUUGUUCAUACCCUCGUGUUAUAUCUCGUUUAAAUUUAAUAAUGUAUUAUUGUAACGAU
This is a messenger RNA of Cucurbita moschata (crookneck pumpkin), 1293 nucleotides long. RefSeq names its product ER lumen protein-retaining receptor-like. The transcript is spliced from 7 exons. Gene Ontology annotation, molecular function: ER lumen protein retrieval receptor activity. Gene Ontology annotation, cellular component: membrane. NCBI's taxonomy places the organism in Eukaryota, Viridiplantae, Streptophyta, Magnoliopsida, Cucurbitales, Cucurbitaceae. The coding region runs from base 252 to 1139 and encodes 295 amino acids. The record is from RefSeq and is a predicted model, not a curated record. Gene Ontology annotation, biological process: protein retention in ER lumen.